AUGAACUUUCAUCAUAAAAAGGUGUUAUUAAGUAUAUUUGCGGGAUAUAUUGAGAAUUGUCAGAAAGAAAGUGGAAUUAAGUUAUCUAUGAAAGACUUAAUUGUUCGUCCUAUACAGCGUAUACCAAGAUAUGAGUUAUUAUUACAAAGAUUAAUCAGCAGUACACCAAUAGACCAUCCAGAUUAUCCACUGUUAGAGAAAGCUGAGAAGAAGAUACACGAAUUAGCUGUAAAAAUUGGUUCAGUUAAUGAUAGUCAACAAGAAGAUAUGCAAGAAACUUUGAAAAAACUUGAAUUGCUUCUGAUUACUGAUUUGGCAGUUCCUGAUCGAGCCUACUUACGCCAUGAUAUGGUACAAAUUAUUAAUAAGAAGGACCAAUGUUGUAUUUGGUUAUUUUCUGACCUCAUUACUGUCAGUAGUAUUAAACGUAAAAGUGGUCCAGCUCCCAGAAAAGUUUCCAUUAUAUUGAAAACACCAGCAGGACAAGAUUUUGCUGAAAAUGUCAAACAUAAGGUUUGGUUACGUGUUGGAUUGGACGAUAUAGAAAUUGUUAAAAAUGUUGCUGAAAAUUUUCCUCGUAAACCAACAAUAGAACGUGAUGUUAUAGAAGAAGAUAUGAAUAUUAUGAAUCAAUUAUCAGAUCUAGCUACUAGACUAUCUGUUCAACACUUGAGUCUGGAUGAUGCUUUAAGAGAAUUAUCAUCAACAUUAAAUAAACAGUUAACAGAAUGUCAGUUACGUAGUCCACAUACAGAAUCUAAUAAACUAGAAUUAUUAGUCACUACUCAAGAGGGUAUAUUACAUCUUGUUAUUAGUUUUAUAUCUGGUGAAAAAAGGGCCUCCUGGGAAAAUAGCUUCUAUGAAGCCAAAAACAAAUUGUCUCUGUUAUCAGACAAGAGAGCACCUGAAUUUUUACAGCCAUUACAAAUUACUAAAACCAGAGCUGGUAUGCAGUUUUCAUGUGCAGCACCUAUAGAUGGAUUAAGUAGUAGUGGUUAUCGUGAUGUUUGGGUGUGUAAUAGUGAUGGUUAUGUGGGUCACAUGUGUUUAUUAAGUUUACAACCAGAGCCUAUAGUAACAUUAAAUACUCCUGUACCAGGAUGCAAUGCUAGAAUAUUAUGUAUCUCAUCUGUUCCUGCUUAUAUUGGAGCAUUUCGAAGAAAAAGCAGUCAGAAGGGUAAAGGUAGACAACUAGAAACAUUACAUUGUGAAGAAGUGAUACAAGAGAAGAGUAAUGAAGGACCAGCUAUUAAUGUAGAGAAAUGUGAUGGUGAAGAUGAUGAAGAUAUGGAAACUGCUGGUGAAGAUGGUUAUCAGUCAGAUUCAGAGUCUAGUGAUGAUGAACCACUCUCGUUUAGUCACCAGGAAAAGCUCUUUGUCAGAGAAGAGAUGUCUGAUGAAGAGAAAGCACCACCUCCAGCCCCUCCACCACCAUCAUUUACUACAUCACCUGAUCCUAUUACUACUACUGGUAACUGGUUACAAGAUGCUUGUAAAAGUACCAUGUGGUUGGGUACUGAAGAUGGUUGUAUCCAUAUUUUCCAAUGUACAGACAACAUAAAAACCACAAAGAAUAAGUUAAAAAUACAACAUGGUUCUGCUGUGUAUGGUAUUGUAUAUUUAGAUAAUAAAGUAUUUGUAUCUCUAGCUAAUGGAGAUUUAAUUGUGUAUAAACGAGACCAAGAGGGCUUGUGGGAUACAGAGAAUCCUUAUACAAGAACUAUUGGUAGCUCAUCUUCUCCUAUAGCUAAAAUGUUGGCUGUAGCUGGGAAAUUAUGGUGUGGUUGUCAAAAUACUAUAUAUGUGAUAAAUCCUUUAACUCUUGGUAUAGAGAAAUCAUUUAUUGUAAAUAUGGAUUCCAAUAGAGCUGUACAGUGUAUGGUGUGUUCUGGUCAGGGAGUAUGGAUAGCAUCUCAACAAAGUUCAAAGGUCAACUUAUUUCAUGCAACUACAUAUGAAUUCCUAUUAGAAGUGAGCAUAGCUCAAGCUGUGUCGCAAAAACUACAGUCUGCUGAUGAUAUAAUCCGUCAACAUAAAGCAGCCUGUCUGCGAUUAACAGCAUUAUUAGUGUGUAAAGAUUUAUUAUGGGUAGGAACUAGCGCUGGCGUUAUACUUACUAUACCUAUUCCUAAAAUAACCUCAACUACGACAAAUGGCUCCUUAGCCACACCUACUGUUACUGGUCUUGUACAUGGACAUACUGGUCAUGUUCGAUUCCUUACUUGUGUAGAUAUUUCUAAUGCUGGUUUACCAAAAUCAGACUCAACUUCAAAAGACGGUCCUGAAGGUCAUUCAUUUCCUGACCUUCACCGUAGAUCCUCCAUGGCAACAAUGACUGCUACUAUGGCAACACGUAUGUUAGUGAUUAGUGGUGGUGAUGGGUACGAGGAUUUCCGUAAUAAUCAAGCCAAUGAAGCUGCUGGACGAGAUGACAGCACCAAUCAUUUGUUGUUGUGGCAGGUGUGA
Messenger RNA from Lottia gigantea (owl limpet), 2466 nucleotides. RefSeq lists its product as hypothetical. The coding region runs from base 1 to 2466 and encodes 821 amino acids. NCBI's taxonomy places the organism in Eukaryota, Metazoa, Mollusca, Gastropoda, Lottiidae. The record is from RefSeq and is a predicted model, not a curated record. The transcript has 19 exons. Gene Ontology annotation, molecular function: protein binding; guanyl-nucleotide exchange factor activity. Gene Ontology annotation, biological process: actin cytoskeleton organization.